ACUGUCAAAAUUGACAAAGUUGGGGGAAACCCCGCAUCUAGCGAUAAAAAAAAUUGUCGCUGGUUUUAUGCUUCAUUCUUUCCAAAUCGUAUUUAUUUACAACAAAAACUUUUUGUUUGGCCCACUAAUUGCGGAAAAAGUGCACGAUGGUUCGCCUGUGCUGCAUCCCCAUCUGCCCCAAUUCGAAAACGGACCGGGGAAUAACGUGCUUCCCAUUUCCUUUGGGUGUCGAGCUCCGCAACCAGUGGAUCGACUUCGUCGGGGGCGAUCCGAACCGGUUCCGCUGGAGAUCGAAGUACAUAUGCGCUGAUCAUUUCAUGCAGCUGGAAGUGCUAGAGAUCGAUGGCCAAACGCAACUGCUGGAGGGAGCUGUUCCAAUGGUUUACUCUCCGGAUGACGAUGACGGCGAUGAGCUGAUGGAUAGGAAUGAUGUGAUGGUAUCGGAAGAAACGACAAUCUGGAACCGAUCGAGCAUGGAUGCAAGUAAGAAUUCCAACGGAGGGAUACCAGUGGUGGCAGAAGCAGAGCUUCUUCAUUCCUCGUUCUGUCGGAUCUGUCUGAAAAAGGCGGAAGGGUUAAUCCCGCUGAAUUCUAAACUGCACAAUGCCAAUCUCGUGGAUAUGAUAUUCACGAUUACGGGGUUAAAAAUUGACACCGGAGGGAUGCUUCCGAAGAAGAUCUGCGCCGAAUGCGUUGGGAAGGUUGAUUUGGCGUUCAACAUUCGGGUGGAGUUGAUGCAUCACGCCCGCACCCUUCAGAAUCUGCUCAAUACCGAUCAGCUGCUGCUUUACUAUGAGCGAUAUGAGGACCGCUCUAAGAAAAUGGGAAGUUCGAACGAAGGUUAUCUCAGUAAUUUAAUCGAUAAUGUCAAGCAAGAAGUGACUACAGAUGAUAAUGUGGCGGUUGUUACAAUGAACCUUGACGUUACCCCAAUUGAAACGGCUGCUGUAAAUGCAACAAAAGAAAUUGAGGUGAUGGAACUUCCAUCAGUGGAACAAUUCAUUGAAAGUACAAUCCAAUCCGAAAUGAAAAACGAAAUAGAAGCUGACCUCAGAGACAGCCAAAAUGUGUUAGAUAGCAAUGCUCCAGUCUCGUUUCCAGAUCAUUCGGAUUUUUCUGAGGAUGAAGACCAAGCAAAUGAAGAUAGAAUAAUUUCAGAAAAUAAACCCAACGAAAGUAAGAAGUAUGUCUUCUCGUGGAAAGAGCUCUGCAAACCGAAACCGAAGACCGAAGCCAAACAGAAGACACAACCCAAAAUAUCGGAAUACCUGCCAAGACCAACUUUGGUACCGCACACAUGCUACAUCUGUGACACCGUGAAUAAAGAUGCCGACGAGUUGGACACUCACAUGGAGCAGCACGUGAGCAUGCUUCCGUACAAGUGCGAACGGUGCAGCACCGAGCAGGUGCCCCAGGUGCUCAGAUCGUUGAUCUCGCUGAACCGGCAUCUGCAGACCCACCUUUAUCCGUACCCGUGCGAUUUCUGUCCCUUGCGGUUCCUGAAGAAAGCCUCCUACACACGUCACAUGUCCGAAAUGCAUCUGACGCACGAGUCGGAGGGCUACACAUGCGAUUAUUGUGGACAGUUCUUCGCCCGGAAGCGAUUGUUUUCGAUGCAUUGGCAUAAACAUAAGGCAGUAGAAGAAGAAAGAUACAAAUGCACACAUUGUAAAAAGUCGUUUGGCAGUGGGUCGCUUCUUAAGCGCCACAUACGGACCCACACAGGCGAAAAACCCUACGAAUGUAAGAAAUGUGGAAAACAAUUCAAUCACGCUGACAACUUCAAUACCCACAAGCGGCUGCACAUCGGCGAGAAAGGCUAUGAUUGCGAGGUGUGUGGAGAGAUGUUCCAAAACUCUCAUAUCCUACGUGUGCACAUGUCCAAACACUUCCCGGAUGAUCCACGCUACCGUUUCCCAUCCCGACCUCCUACUGUGAGUACAGGAAGGAGUAAACCACAGGGUGCAGGGAAGGAGUACAAGUGCACCUUCGAAAACUGUCAGUACGUGACCGAACGAUAUCAGACAUUUUUCCUUCACCGCGCGAAUCAUGAGAAAAAGUUCAAGUGCGAAUUAUGCGAGAAAGCUUUUCCGACGAGGGCGAGAAUGGUCAGGCACGUGGAAAUUGUGCACGAAGGUAAGAAACCCGAAAUGAAACUGUCUUGCCGGUAUUGCUCCAAGCCGUUCAACUGCAAGCGGAAGCUGAUGGUCCACGUGGACGCCCACGAGAACAACCGGCGACAUAAGUGCCGCUACUGCGAGAAGGCAUUUGUGCUCAAGGAAAACUGUACCGUUCACGAGCGCAUCCACACCGGGGAACGGCCGCAUGUUUGUCGCGCGUGCCCGGCCGCAUUCAACUCUACUUCCGGGAGGAAGAAACACGAAAGAACGCACUCGGAGUUGAAUCAACCGGAAGUAAAUGAUGGAACAGGGGAAGGCGCAUCGAGAAUCGGUGGACAGCAAGAAGGAACUGCUAACAACGCAACGGGAGUCAUAGUCGAUUUCAAGGCUUUGUUAGAUGCUUAGUUUUUUUUUCCCACGGCAUAUGACUCGACAAAAUUGAGCAAUUACAAUGACGAACCACAGCAAUAGACGACGGAUACGAUGAUCUGAUGAUGGACGAACGACGAUAACACAGACAAAACUUAUCUCUACGCUCACCUAUUGAGCUGGCUGACGUCCCAUACUACUUUAAAUAUGCUAAGCCUUAACAAUUAAAAAGUCCGUAACACUUGUUUCCGCUUAUCAAUUUAAAUAAAUAUCAAAAUAAAAAAUUAAGAGAAAAACUAUGCCUGAAUAAAUAA
Messenger RNA from Armigeres subalbatus, 2803 nucleotides. RefSeq names its product zinc finger protein 878-like. The transcript is spliced from 6 exons. The coding region runs from base 147 to 2525 and encodes 792 amino acids. Gene Ontology annotation, molecular function: zinc ion binding. NCBI's taxonomy places the organism in Eukaryota, Metazoa, Arthropoda, Insecta, Diptera, Culicidae. Gene Ontology annotation, cellular component: nucleus. The record is from RefSeq and is a predicted model, not a curated record.